AAUCAAAAUGUCAUUUUCGAAAGCGAAACUUAAACGUUUUAACGACAUUGAUGUUGUAGCUUGCGCCUCACCCUCGCGUCAUGCUGCUUGCCUCGAGAGUAAUAGCUCUACAACUGGCGGAAUUUCUUCAUCAUGUGUCGCCCAUACAGAACGUAAAGAACAAAUUGAAAAGUUCUUCAAAGAUGCAGUUCGUUUCACAUCCAGUUCGAAAGAGAACAAAGAGUUUGCUGUACCUAAAGAUGGUCCUCUAAAAGAGGAUAAAAAAUCGAAAGGUUUGCGUUUAUUUCGCACGCCAUCUUUACCACAUCGUUUACGGUUUCGUCAAAACUCUGAUAUAACUUCGGCUGUCGGCACCACAUCAACGGCCAGUUCGACACCAUUACCUUCGGCCACUACAACGCCUAGCAAAGAAUCGUCGAAAACUGCUGGCCGUUUGAAGGGCAAGGAGGCUUUGCAUCAAGAAAUUCGACACAAGAACGAUCUUAUUGAGAAUUAUUUAAGUCAAAUCGAUGUCUUGAAACGUCACGUAGAACAGCUGAAAGAAGCGGAAAUCAAAAUCCGUGAAGAACAUGUCCAUGUCGAGCAAAAAACCGAAAGAAUGAUAAACGAGUUAUCUGAUGAAAAUAAAUCGCAUAAAGAAUUCAAUGAUCGUCUUGUUGCCGAAAAUGCUCGCUACGCUGAAAAUAUUUUGAAAUUGGAAAAUGAAAUCAAAAAACUUAAUCGUGAACAUGUAAGCCAAGUGGAAGAAUUGAAGAGUUUAUCGGAAGAGUUGAAAGAUAAAAAUUAUCAGCUCGAAUCUGACUACGCAAAACAGAGCGAACAAAGUGAAAAAUAUGUUUUAAAAAUUUCAAAACUAAAUCAAGAGAUUAAAGAAGCUUGCGAACAGUUAUCGCUUAGUGAAGAAAGGGCUCAAGAAAGCUUCGAACUUAUUGAAAAUCUCAAAAAUACUAAUGAUACUUUGAUCGGCGAUAUGAAAACCUUGCAACGGCAGAUCGAACAGGACGCCCUGGCUUACGCUCAGGAGACUAAGAUCAUACAAAACGAAAUGGAAUGUUUAAGAAACGAAAGAAAUACAUUGAAAAACGAUCUAGCAAGUAAAUGCGAUUUCAUUAAGUCAUUGCAGGAUGAGUUAUUGGAUAAGAAUUGCGAAAUAGAUGCCCAUUGUGAUACCAUAAGACAAUUAUGCCGCGAGAAGGCCAAGUUUGUGGAGAGAGAACGCCUUCUAGAUUCAGUUGAAGAAAAAGUUCGCCAGGCUGAAGUUCAAGUCGAGCAAAAAGUACAAAAACUCGAAUCGGAUUUGGAGAAUGCUUUGGAGCGUGAAAAGGCUUAUUGGCGAGCGGAAUUGGAUAAACGUCAAAAGAUGGCUGAAAAUGAAUUGAUAAAAAUUGAACUUGAAAAGCAGGAUGUUAUGGUAUUGUUAGAAAGUACCAACGAUAUGUUACGUGAACGUGAUGAGAAAAUACAAAAGUAUGAAGAUCAAUUACGCAACGGCAUUGAUUACUAUGUACAAUUGACGGACAAUCUACAAAAGCAAGUUGUGGACCUUAAGCAGGAUAUGGCCAAGACAAUUACUGAAAAGUACAAUUAUCAAUUGACUUUAAACAAUACACGUUCCACGGUGAAUAUAUUAAUGGAACGUCUUAAGAAAUCGGAUUCGGAUGUUGAACAAUUGAAAGCAGAAUUGGAAUCCGUACAAUUGGCGAAAAGAACCUUGGAACAGAGCUAUUUGCAAUUGCAAUCAGAUCUGGAGAGAAUCCGCACUCAACUGUCCGAAUCGGAGGAGGCUUUGAAUAGCUUGCGCGACUCAUCGGAAACACUACAAAAAGAGAUUGCUUCUUCAUUCCAGGAGCGCAUCGAAGCGGAUGCGGCCAAAUACCUGGAGAUGUAUAACGAAUUGAGGAGCAAAGAUGAAACGCGCGAAAUGUAUAUGCAAGAUAUGAAAAAGGCUUUGGAUGAAUUUGCUACUGUCUUACAGUUUGCCCAAAUUGAAUUGGACAGCAAAGAGAAUGUAUUGACAAAAGUACGUGAAGAAUGCGAACAAUUGAAAUUGGAAAAUAUCGCCUUGAAAUCGAAGGUGGACGAUACAACUGUUGCUGCCGCAACAGCGACAAAUAGUCCAGGCAAAAAGAAAGAGAAUAGUACGGAUUUGGAGAAAAUUGAAGGACUAUUAAAUGACUCUGAAUUUCGUGCAGAAUGCGAUAAAAUUACCUCGUGGUUGCUUAACUCUUCGGCCGACAAAUGCGUACGCAAUGAGAGUUCAAACGAGAUAAAUGAAAUGUUAAAACCGACCACACCCAAUAAUAAGUCCACACCGCCAGUACGUUCUCAUUCGGCCGGUAAGUCCACUAGCCAGAUAAAUACGCCAAGGACCCCGCGCACACCAAGGACGCCCAAAUCUGCUGCUGCAAAUACACCACGCACAACUCCUAAAAAAACUGUGCUAUUUGUUGGGAAAGAGAAUAUACCGAGUCCACAGAAACAAGUGCUUAAAGCGCGAAAUGUCUAAAUUCCUAGCCAAGUACAAAACAUAAAAAAAGCAUACGAAACGAAAACUCUAAAGCAAACGGACUAUGGAAAACUGUUUGAGGAAAUGAGGAGACUUGGCGUUGUCGUUACUCCAUGUGCAGAAAAUGGCGAAUGAAUCGAAAAACCUGUAAUUCCCCCUUCUA
Messenger RNA from Glossina fuscipes, 2669 nucleotides. It is a transcript of the gene mira, whose product is annotated as putative leucine-rich repeat-containing protein DDB_G0290503. The record is from RefSeq and is a predicted model, not a curated record. The transcript is spliced from 2 exons. The coding region runs from base 8 to 2506 and encodes 832 amino acids. Lineage: Eukaryota; Metazoa; Arthropoda; Insecta; Diptera; Glossinidae.